Messenger RNA from Camellia sinensis, 1527 nucleotides. The record is from RefSeq and is a predicted model, not a curated record. NCBI's taxonomy places the organism in Eukaryota, Viridiplantae, Streptophyta, Magnoliopsida, Ericales, Theaceae.
AGGGAAAGAUGGUAGUGGUUGUAGAUGACGAAGAUAGAGAAAAUGAAGGAGAUUUAAUAAUGGCGGCAUCAAUGGUUACACCGGAAGCUAUGGCUUUUUUUGUCAAGCAUGGAACUGGAAUUGUUUGUGUUAGCAUGAAAGGGGAAGACCUUGAGAGAUUGGAACUUCCUUUGAUGGUUGCCCGAAAGGAUAAUGAAGAGAAACUUUGUACUGCAUUCACAGUCUCAGUGGAUGCAAAAGAAGGUACAACGACAGGGGUGUCAGCUCAUGAUAGAGCAACGACAAUAUUGGCUCUUGCAUCCAAAGAUUCAAAGCCCGAGGAUUUCAACCGCCCAGGCCAUAUAUUUCCAUUGAAAUACAGGGAGGGCGGUGUUCUAAAAAGAGCUGGACAUACAGAAGCAUCUGUUGAUCUCGCUAUGCUAGCUGGGUUAGACCCUGUUGCAGUUCUAUGUGAGAUUGUAAAUGAUGAUGGUUCCAUGACUAGAUUACAAAAUCUUCAGCAAUUUGUGCAGUCACAUAAUUUGAAAAUCAUAUCCAUUGCUGAUCUAAUCAGAUACAGGAGGAAGAGAGAUAAAUUAGUGGAACGUUCUUCUGCUGCAAGGAUACCUACUAUGUGGGGGCCUUUCACAGCCUACUGUUAUAGGUCGGUCUUGGAUGGGAUUGAGCAUAUUGCAAUGGUCAAGGGCGACAUUGGGGAUGGGCAGGAUAUCCUUGUGAGGGUACAUUCAGAAUGCCUCACAGGGGACAUAUUUGGAUCGGCCAGAUGUGACUGUGGGAACCAGCUGGCACUCGCAAUGCAACAGAUUGAGGCUGCUGGCAAGGGUGUGUUGGUAUAUCUUCGUGGCCAUGAAGGGAGGGGCAUUGGUUUGGGCCACAAGCUCCGUGCUUAUAAUUUACAGGAUGAUGGACGUGACACUGUGGAAGCCAACGAGGAGCUCGGUUUGCCUGUUGAUUCAAGAGAGUAUGGCAUUGGUGCACAGAUACUAAGAAAUCUUGGGGUUCGAACAAUGAAGUUGAUGACAAACAACCCCGCAAAAUACAUCGGGCUCAAGGGGUACGGUUUGGCGGUUGCAGGGAGAGUCCCCCUCGUGACACCCAUUACAACGGAUAACAAAAGAUACUUGGAGACAAAACGUGCCAAAAUGGGACACGUGUAUGGUGUAGAAUUCAGUGAUCUCAUCAGUGGAAAUGGUAAACUGAGUUCUGACAGUAAGACUGAUAUUGUACCUGACAUUUAACCUUGCUUCCCCAAUUCAUACACAGGCAAGUUACCCAGAUGGGCUAGUAUACAUUAUGGAAUGGUAACCAUUGCAAAAUUCCAUUGUUCUGAAGCUAGAUAUAAUAUUGAUUCUUUCAUAGUCAUUGAUGAAAUUCAACAACCCGUGUACUACAGAAUAUGAUCGAAAUUCUGGUGAAAAUUCAGGAAAAGAUGUUGUAUGCAAUUCUUUGCAGUGUAAAGUACACAUUAAGAGGAAAUUUCUGUUUCCAUGGAAUAAAGUACCUAUCUAGUUUCAAUAGCAUUACUUA